GAUAAAUACCUUUCGAACAAUUGUUUUUUGUAGAUAUUUCAGUGAACUUAUCACUAUGUUAUCGAGUGUCUUUUGUUUUGUACUAAUCUGUGUAUAUACUAAUGCACAAAUUAUUGUUAACACUCCUAAUGGACAAGUUAAAGGAACCCAGGAACCUGGUACCGAGGGUAGUUCAUUUUACAUGUUCCAACAAAUCCCGUAUGCUAAGACUCCAACAGGAUCAUUGAGAUUUAGAGAACCACAACCUGCCGAUAAAUGGGAGGGUAUCUUUGACGCAACUAUUGAAAAUAAGAUGUGUUAUCAACAAACUGCCGAUGAACAAUGGGGAGCUACUGAAGAUUGUUUAUAUGUCAAUGUUUACACCCCAACGUAUCCAUCACCAGACCAAGAAAUGCCAGUUAUGGUCUAUUUCUAUGGAGGAGGAUUUAUAAAUGGCGCUGCUAAUUUUCACAGUUACGGACCACAUUACUGGAUGGAACAAGGAGUUAUUAUUGUGACAGUUUCAUAUCGUGUAGGGGUCUUAGGAUUUCUUUCUACUGGAGAUACGGUUAUUCCAGGAAACUACGGCUUGAAGGACCAGCAGCUUGCGUUGAAGUGGGUUCAACAAAAUAUUCAAUCGUUUGGAGGGGACCCAAAUAAAGUGACGAUUUUUGGACAAAGCGCAGGUGGAGCAUCUGUAUCUUUUCAUCUAAUAAGUGAAAACUCAGCAGGUCUUUUUAGAGCUGCUAUAGCACAAAGUGGAUCUGCACUCUGUUCCUGGGCGUAUCAGUGGAAGCAUAAAUCUAUAGCUUCCAUCAUAGCAACAAUUAUAAAUCCAAAUUUUAAUCCAAAUGCAAGUUCACAAGAAAUAUUGGAUUUUUUGCAAAAUGUUCCUGUACAAGACCUUGUAUUGGCAUCUACAAAAGUUCCAGCAGAAUGGCAUGAGUCUGAAAUAAUUAACGGAUUUCUUUUCACGCCAGUGGUUGAAAAUGAACACGAAACGGCCUUUUUGACAGAAAGGAUGUACGCAGCAAUCGAAAAUGGCCAUGCGCAGCGAGUUCCUUUGCUGAUGGGAAUCAAUUCAGAAGAGAUGAUUUGGGAUGGAAUGAAUAAAGACGACUUUAAAUGGACAGCAUACUGGCUCGAUAAUAACGCGAAUGGACUCGUUAAUGAAAAUAUGCAGAUACAUGACCAAAACCAAAUAGAAGUUGUUGGUGCUGCUAUUAGAGAAGUUUAUACAAAUGGAAAAUUCCAAGAUCAUCUUGGUGAUGCCAUUGAAUUUUUCAGUGAUACCUCAUUUGGAAGAGCCAUUAUUCAGCAUGCCAAGCUUCAGUCCCAGUUCAGUGAUGUAUAUUUUUACCAGUUUUCAUACCAAGGAACUUUACCAGGAGAGCGCCCAUAUUACGAAGGAGCAUAUAAAGUAGCCCAUAAUGAUGAUAACAGUUACCUCUGGGUGUUUGGAAAUUACACGAAUUUGAAUACCUUUCCACCAGGUGAUGUUUUAACUAGCAAAAGAUACCGAACGUUAUUUAGUAAUUUUGCAAAAGACUUGAAUCCAACAUCUGAAUCUACUGACAUUUUGGGAAUAAACUACUGGCCAACAGUUAAACCAGACAACUUCCAAUAUUUGGACCUUAACGAAACCUUGACUAUAAAGACUGAUCUUAAGAAGCAGAGGCACGAUGGCUGGGUCAAUAUUUAUAACAGAUAUGCUACAAAGCCUUAUUAUACUUUUUGAAGGAUUAUAUUCUAUAAAAUAAAAACUAUUUAAC
Messenger RNA from Diabrotica balteata, 1751 nucleotides. Lineage: Eukaryota; Metazoa; Arthropoda; Insecta; Coleoptera; Chrysomelidae. The record is from the annotation of a GenBank genome assembly.